Molecule: messenger RNA, 4419 nt
Organism: Arabidopsis lyrata subsp. lyrata
Lineage: Eukaryota; Viridiplantae; Streptophyta; Magnoliopsida; Brassicales; Brassicaceae
Product: probable disease resistance protein RPP1
Biological process (GO): signal transduction; defense response
Molecular function (GO): ADP binding
Source: RefSeq, a predicted model, not a curated record
GUGAAAAUCUAUUUAUUGGACUGAAUGACACUAAUUCACAUUCUUUUGCUCUUAUUUAAAAAAAAUUCCUUAAAACCAAUAAAAUUUAAAAAUAGAGUGGGUGAGCAAUGUCUUUCUUGUAUGACAUAUUCUUUGAUUUUGUUGUUCACAAAGUCUUCUAUUAAAUACCAGUUUGUCUUUUAGAUAUUUUGGUUAUAGGAAAUAUUCAUAAAGCUUCUCUCCCGACAGAGUCAAAGUGUGCAUCUAAUAUAUAGAAAGCGUCUUUGUGAAUCCUUCCUCCACCAUAAAAGUUCUUGAUCCUCUCUUCACCUUACUAAUGAAUCCUUCUUUUUUCCUUGGCAUUGUUGUAGCUGCAAUAGACUUCUUCAUGCUUUUUAGAAUAUUCAGAUUCCAACAAGAAAACAAAGAAAUUGAUUCUUCUUCUGCAUCUCCUUCAUCAGUUUCUCCAUCUACGUCGUCUCAUAACUGGACACAUCAAGUCUUUCCAAGCUUCCGCGGGGAAGAUGUCCGCAGAAACUUUCUUAGUCAUAUUCAAAAAGAGUUUCAGAGAAAGGGAAUCACAACAUUCGUUGAUAAUGAGAUCAAGAGAGGAGAAUCCAUUGGUCCUAAACUCAUACAUGCGAUUAGAGGAUCUAAGAUCGCGCUCGUCUUGCUUUCUAAGAACUAUGCUUCUUCAUCGUGGUGUCUUGACGAAUUGGUGGAGAUCAUGAAGUGCAAAGAAGAAUUGGGUCAAACAGUGUUGCCUAUUUUCUAUAAGAUUGAUCCAUCUGAUGUUAAGAAGCUCACCGGAAAAUUUGGGAGUGCUUUCAAAAAUAUUUGCGCAUGUAAAACAAAUGAGAUUAUUCGCAAAUGGAGACAAGCUCUAGCGAAAGUGGCAACAACCACCGGUUACAGUUCUCGCAACUGGGAUAAUGAAGCGGACAUGAUUGAAAAAAUAUCCUCUGAUAUAUUGAAAAUGUUGAAUUAUACUACUCCAUCAAGUGAUUUUGGCGGCUUAAUUGGGAUGGAAGCUCAUAUGAAAAAAAUGGAACAGUUGUUAUGCCUAGACUCUGAUGAAGUGAGGAUGAUAGGGAUUUGGGGUCCGUCUGGGAUUGGUAAGACCAUCAUUGCCAGAGUCUUAUUUAACCAAUUUAACGGCAGUUUUGAACUAAGUGUCUUUGUGGAGAAUAUCAAAGAGUUAAUGUGUAGGCCACUGUGUUCUGAUGACUACAGUACAAAGUUGCACAUACAGAGACAGUUUAUGUCUCAGAUAACCAACCAUAAGGAAAUGGAGAUUUGUCAUUUAGGAGUUGUACAAGAUAUGUUACACGACAAGAAGGUGCUUGUUGUUCUUGAUAACAUCGAUCAGUCAAUACAACUAGAUGCUAUCGCAAAAGAAACUUGUUGGUUUGGUCAAGGAAGUCGGAUUAUAAUCACAACGCACGAUCAAAAACUUUUGAAGGCACAUGAUGACAUCAACCAUAUUUACAAAGUGGGUUUCCCAUCAGCAAGUGAAGCUUGUCAAAUAUUUUGUAUGUAUGCUUUUGGACAAAAGUUCCCUAAAGAUGGUUUCGAAGAUCUUGCAUGGCAAGUUACAAAACUUUUAGGAGGACUACCAUUGGGACUAAGAGUUAUGGGCUCCCAUUUCCGAGGAAUGUCUAAGGAAGAGUGGAUAAAUGCACUACCACGGUUAAAGACUCGCCUUGAUUCCAGUAUUCAAAGCAUUUUAAAGUUCAGUUAUGAUGCCUUAUGGGAUGAAGAUAAAGAUUUAUUCCUCCAUAUAGCUUGUCUUUUCAACAAUAAAAGGACUAGCAAAGUCGAAGAGCAUCUAGCGCAUAAGUUCUUGGAUGUAAGGCAAGGGUUGUACGUAUUAGCUGAAAAAUGUCUCAUAUCUAUUGAUACUGAAUGGAUAAAGAUGCAUAAUCUGCUAGAGCAAUUGGGUAAAGAAAUUGUCCGUCAUGAGCCUGGGCACCAAUCUAUUUGUGAUCCUGGGAAGCGUCAAUUGUUAGUUGAUGCUAGAGAUAUUUGUGAAGUAUUAACUGAUGACACGGGUAGUAGUAGUGUUAUAGGUAUACAUUUCGACCCAUCUGAGUUGUUAGGCGAAUUAAAUAUAAGUGAGGGAGCUUUUGAGGGAAUGUCCAACCUCAAAUUCUUAAGAUUCAAGUGCACAUACGGUGACCAGAGCGAUAAAUUGUACUUACCGAAAGGUUUGAGUUUGCUAUCUCCAAACUUACUACAAUGGGGUUGUUUUCCGAUGUCAUGUUUGCCUUCCAAUUUUUGUACGAAGUACCUUGUCGAGCUAAACUUGCGGUUCAGCAAACUUCAUAAGCUGUGGGAAGGAAAUCUGCCUCUUGAAAACCUCAAGUGGAUGGUUUUGAGUUACUCGAAAAACCUAAAGGAGCUACCUAAUCUCUCAACCGCUACUAAACUUCAAGAAUUGUUUCUCAUUGACUGCACAAGUUUGGUGGAGCUCCCCUCCUCUAUCGGGAAUGCCAUUAGUCUCCAAACAUUGCACCUUGGUGAAUGUAAAAGUAUAGUGGAGCUCCCCUCCUGUUUUGGUAAUGCCAUUAAUCUCUCAUGGUUGAAUCUCUCUGGAUGCUCAAGUUUGGUGGAGUUGCCUUCUUCUAUUGGAAAUGCCACUAAUCUCGAGAUAUUGCAUAUGGAUAUGUGCACCGAUGUAGUGAAGCUACCCUCCUCUAUUGGCAACCUGUAUAAAUUGAGAGAGUUUACUUUAAAAGGAUGCUUAAAAUUUCCCGAGAUAUCCACAAACAUCAAACAUCUCUAUCUCAAUGGAACUGCAGUAGAAGAAGUGCCUUCGUCGAUCAAGUCAUGGUCUCGUCUUGAUGACUUGCAUAUGUCAUACAGUGAAAGCCUUAAGAAAUUCCCCCAUGCUCUUGAUAUCAUCACAACGCUAUACGUUAACGAUUUAGAAAUGCAUGAAAUUCCACUGUGGGUUACGAAAAUCUCUUGUCUUCGGGGACUUAAACUCAACGGAUGCAAGAAGCUAGUAUCACUCCCACAGCUUCCAGAUUCCUUAUCAUACCUAGAGGCAGUAAAUUGUGAGUCAUUGGAGAGACUUGAUUUCUCCUUUUACAAUCCAAAGAUAUAUCUCAACUUUGUUAACUGCUUCAAAUUGAAUAAAGAAGCCAGGGAACUCAUCAUCCAGACUAGUACUGACUAUGCGGUCUUACCUGGUGGAGAAGUGCCUGCAAAAUUCACUUACCGAGCUAAUAGAGGAAAUUCCAUGAUAGUAAACUUGAAUCAUAGGCCUCUUUCAACAACCUCAAGAUUUAAAGCUUGCAUCUUGCUGGUUAAUAAAGGGGACAAGGAGAAUGAGGCAAAUAGAAGGGAUUUGAUGGUAACUUAUCGCAUAAUGGACAAACAUAAUCUUAGCGUCGUUCCAUGCAGACCUACAUACCACUUUAUCCGGCCUCCCACUUUAGCGGAGCAUUUGUACACCUUUGAAUUUGAAGCGGAUGUGACAUCCAACGAGCAUAUCUUUGAGUUUAAAGUCGACAAUAACGAGAUGGUGAUACAAGAAUGUGGAGUACUCCAACCAUAAGCCUCUUCAUGUUCAUGUAGAUGAAGAGAGAUUUAGAGAAAGCGAGUGGAAGUUUAUCAUGAGAAUUAAUACUCCCAUUUUAAAGUCGCGAGUCUUGGUUAAGCUGUUACUCGAUGUGCACUUUUUAACGUUUGGUGUUGGUUUUGUAUAGUUGUAUGUACAGAGAACUUAUGUGUAACACCAACUCUAUGUGAUUUCCAAAAAGAGAGAGGAAAAAAAAAAUAACUUGCUGUCGACAUUUCUCAUUUUUAAAUUUUCCCAAUAAAACCCCAAUUUUUUUUUAUCUAUAAAAUUAACCCAACUGUAGUCGAGAAACCAAAACUUCUAAAGAAACCCAUAAGUUUCAUUAUUUAGGCGAAACUUCUAAAGAAACCCAUUUGCAUUCACUUGAAUCCUUGUUCUCUGCAAUUUGGAGUUUCUUGAAUUCUUCUCGUCGUAGUCUUUGAAUCCUAAAGGAACAAUCUUUUGUGUCAGAGAACGGCUCUAAGAUGACAGAGGACAAAGAUGAGGCUAGGGUUUCUCCAAGCGCUACAACGAACGAGGCAAAUGUAUCAACUUUCAUUGUUUUAACCUUUAUCGUCUUCAAUCUGAUUCAUCUUUUCGUGAAUUUGACACCAAGGUUUAACCAUUCGAUUCAACUACUUUGAUUUUAGUUUUGGAAUCUAUUUUGUGAAUAAAGAUUGUGGCUUUUUUUUUAUUUUUGGCUCUGAACCUUUUGUUUAGGCUAUGCUUAUCUUAAAUCCUGACCAAGUUUUAACCCUCUUUUGGGCUACAGUCGAACACAUUUAAAAAAUGAAAUGGAAUUCAAAGAAUAUUUCACAUUACCAAUAGCAAUUGGAACGAAAUUUUAAAUGUGUUUUUGAACUUUCUAGUUACAG